UGUAAGAGGCUACGUCUGGAGGCAUAGUUAGGAAAAUAUGCCCAUUUUAUUUGACUGGACGCGUGCUAAUUAUAUGGAGCUUCAAGUGCAUGUCGCUUCUCGAAGUUCGUCGUUAAUUUCAGAAAAAUUCUGAAAACUGCUUUUUAAACAAGAAUUGUGUGUUAAAACAAACUUUAUUCUCGAAAAUACAUGGAUUUGCUCUUACAGCUGGAACAUGAGUGGCAAUUAAAAUUAAUUCUUUUACUGAAGUGUUUGAAAAGAACUGAUUUCAGACGAGACGUCAAAGUCUGCAGUAAUUUGUUUACAACGUUUCUUUUUGAAAAGUUGCUUUUAACGAGUAUCGAAGUUAGUUUAACUUUGUCAAAGGAGGAUUUAAGAAAAACAAAUGUAUUUUCUAGCGAAGUAAGUGAUAAGAGAUUAUUUUAGAAUUCUGCUUUUCAAUAAAUUUCAAUAAAAUUACUCAGUAUGCUUUGGAAGAAUUUUAAGAUCCAUAGAAAAUAAAUGGGAUAAAAGUAAGAAUUUGACUGCUGUUGUUAUCAAGGAAAGAGUUUUUAGUUUCAGCCUGUAGGAUAAGUAAAGAUAAAAUAAACUUGUGCUUUUGAGGUAUAUGUUCAGUAAGAAAAACUUCUCAAAAAACCUACAAGAAUUGUAAUUUAAAAAGAAUUUAAAGAGAAUUCUUUUGGUACAAAUGUUCUCUUAAAAGUUAUCGCUUACUAGAAUUUACGUGUUUCUGUCCUUCAGUUCUGAAAACAUUUUGCUGAAAUAAGGAUAAAUAGUUCGUGUUACGUUUUAGGAGAGUUCAAAUAAUAAUUUUAAUUCUUUCAUAUUUUACUUUAUCGGAAGUAAUAUUUUGCGCUUUUUCAGAAAUAUGUUCUUUUGAAAAAGAAGAUAUAAACUGCAAUUUUAAUUCGUACCAUAAAAAUACAAGAAACGACCCAGUGGUGCAACAUUUCGGUUUCAGUAUACGUGUUCUGAUCCACAAACAGAGCUGUUCAUCCAUCAACUACGAUGCCCGUCCAGGAAACUUUAGGCAAAGACAAUUAUUUGUUUAUUAACGCCACUUCCCACUUCAUACUAAACGUGAACCCUGGAAAUUAUUUUCGACACUCCAAUUUCAUCAGUGCCGUUUUUGUGGCUGCCUAUGUGUUUAUUUUCGUGUUGGGGUUCGUUGGCAAUGUCUUUGUGGUAGGCGUUGUACUUCGAAUUCGGCAAAUGAGGACUGUAACGAACUAUUUCAUCGUGAACUUGGCUAUUGCUGAUAUGCUGGUUAUUCUUUUUUGCAUUCCUGCUACGUUAACAAGCAACCUGGUGACACCUUGGAUCCUCGGUUUGUUCUUAUGCAAAGCCGUGGCGUAUCUUCAAGGAGUGUCUGUCUGCGCUUCAGUCAACACUUUAGUGUCAAUUUCAGUGGAUAGAUUUCUUGCAAUUUGCUUUCCAAUGAGAUGCCAAAUAACGUCACGUGGAUGCCGUGUCAUCAUAACUGCUAUUUGGUUGUUCAGUUUCACAAUCACCUUACCUUGGACAGUGUAUUUUAAGCUUCUUCUUAUUGGCAGGACAGAAGAUAAUGACCAACUCUAUGUCUGUCGAGAGAUCUGGCCCACUGAAAGAAUGGGUGUCAUAUAUUUUAUAGUCGCCAAUCUGGUUCUUUGCUAUCUUUUCCCGCUCACUAUUAUCUUGCUGUGCUACAUUUUCAUCUGGAGGACAGUGUGGAGAAGACAAAUGCCAGGAGAAGGUGUACACAACAAUGGAAUGAUACACAGGUCAAAGAUCAAGGUUAUCAAGAUGCUGUUUAUAGUAGUUUUGGUGUUUAUGGGAUCAUGGUUGCCGCUGUAUGCUAUCUUCACUCGAAUUAAAGUUGGAGAACCCUACCAAGAAAACAGCAUGGAAGAAUUUAUCAUCCAAGUAUCAUCCCCUAUUGCACAAUGGCUGGGAGCCUCCAACAGCUGCAUGAACCCAGUGUUAUAUGCUUUUUUCAAUAAUAAAUUCAGGGCUGGUUUCAGAACAGUGUUGUUUCCCCGAAAGCCGUGCUUUGAAAAUGCAGGAAAUAUAAGAAUGUUUUCUUUGAGAAACCAAACAGUGGGUACUUCUGCUAGGACAAGAAGGGCAAGUUCUUUGCAGAAAGAUAAUGGCAAAACUAACGCGAUAUAGUGGGUGUGCAGGUAGCAUUAGCGGCUCUGUGAUGUGUAUAUUCAUGUAUCAUAUCAUUAGUGUUAAACUGCAGUCAUGUACAGAUGUCUGCAACUGUUAAAUAGAAGGUCUCAGGUGCAUAACGAGGCCGUUGACAGAGGAUAAGGACCAUAUUGUUGAAACUGUUAAUUUUUUAUGUAAUUUCAUUAAAAAUGAGGUAAACUGACGCUAGUUAAGUUUUAAAAUAUCAUGCAUAUGUUACCGUUAAAGUGAGAAUAAUCGUUAUAGGACGAUCUAUUAUGAUAAGGAAAAUUGCUUCAUCUCACACAUUACCCAGGAAACACAUAAUCUGCACUAUGCUACUAAGCACUUAUUUAAAGUGAAAAUAAGAUCUUUGCUCGAAAAACAACAACUUCUUGUACUAUCAAAUAAUACUCAGGUAAACAGUUUCGCAAUAUUAACUGUAAAAGUACCAUAUAAUUUGUUCCACAAAGUUAUAAAGUAGUUUCAUAUUUUAACCAGCAGAUUGCAAGUCACAACUUCUAAUUAUUAUUAGUGAUUAUUAGUGACAAACACGCUUUAUUUUUUUCUAUAAAGUUACAGGUAAUUUCAUAUUACCUAGAAAAAUAUAAGUAGCAAAUUCUGAUUAUUAUUAGUGAUUAUUAGUGAAAAAUGUGCUACACUUUGUUCCAUGAUAUUAGAAGUGAUAUGAUAUCUUAACCAGCACACUGCAAGUAAAAAUUCUGAUUAUUAUUAUGAGUGAUUGUUAAUGAAAACGAGCUAUACUUUACUCCAUAAAUUUGCAAGUUGUUUCAUGUAUUAACGAGCGAAUUGUACAAACGAACGCUGGUAUACAAACAAACGUAACAAAUGCUGAUUAUUAUUGAAACAUAUCUGCUAUUUAUCAGUCUUACGGUAGCUAGAGAAAGAAAUUGAUAGAUAUGAUCUGUCAAGAGAACAUGUCACAGAAUAAUUAAUUCACAGAAUAAUUAAUGAAUAAAGCAAAAUACAAAUAAUAGUCAAUUAAACGGUUUAAAGGCGUUAUUGCAAAUAAGAACGUGAAUUUACGAAACAGUAAAAUAAAACUGUCCUUUCUUAUUCGUAUAAUCUAGUGACUGAUGACGUUUAGAAUUAGAUAGCGCCUAACUUUUGCAACAAAUUGUGAGACAAACUAUUAAAUAAAUUAUGAGAAAGUGAUUCCGAAAACAAAAGUCAGAGACACAAAUGUUAGAAAGUGGAAAGAAAGGAAGAGUAUGAGAGGAACGAAUGUUUUCACUUUAGUAGAGGACUACUUUAACUUAAUCCGGUAACGUUUAACACAUUAACUUUACCCUUAAUUUUAACUUGAGACGGUCAGGCUACUUAUUGCCGCAUCCGUUAAAUUAUGAGAUUUAAAUAGAACUUUUUAUUUAAAACUUUAAAGUUAACAAAGACGACAUAGCUUAUUACAAACUAAAUUUCGCAUCUUGCGGAAUUUCAGAUAGCAUAAAAUAUGAAUUGAAGUUAAAAGUAGCUUAACACUGAAGAUUCGCGCACGCAAACAACUGGCAAACACUGGCUCAGUUCUAAACUAGUUGAAUUAGUACUUCGUCUAUUAAAAGGCUAACGCCUGUCUACAAUAAUUCACAGAGCUAGACAAGAAAAUAGCAAAACGGUUAAUGUCGCUGCCAAAGCUCAAAAUCUUUGUUCUUAUGUAAACAUAUCUAAUCGGCAACCAAGGCUGGAUAGUGGUUGGUGACCCUGAUUGCCUUACCGAAGGCCCCGUUCGAAUCCCGGAGAAGGCAUAUGCUUGUAAAUGUAUACUAUCUGUGUGCCACGGUGGCACUCAAAAUACGCGGCGAGCCGAAAGUUCUCUCGAGAGGUUAGUAGUAAGGGAAGAGGGGUGGGAAACCCUCGGACCCCUCCUCUUGGGGUGCUCUCCUUCAAAAUCAGGGUCGGAACUGCGCAAAAUCGUACAGUCGCCUGUAUGAUGCCCACGUCUUUUGCCAACGACAGGAGAAAUCUCGCCUCUUGACACAAUGCAUUUCAUUCGCUUGUUCUGAUAUCAGACAAGCGAAAUUACUCACAACAACAAUAUUUCUUACUUGCAUUCUGAUGAGAGUUGACGAAAAAUAGAAUUUAUACAACAUAUAAAACAACAAGGUAAUGAAUUAACAUAAUUUUAACGAUUCGUGUUAAUGACAACAAAUGCAGAAUACUCUUAUUUUGCAGAUGAUUCCUCUCUUUAAUAGAAAACAAAUCGGAUAAUUUACAAAUUAACCAUGUAAUGUGUACAUUAUCGGUUUUUGAACUUUAACGGUAGCAUGUACAUGUUCCAAGAUUUCUGGUUGCAGAAUUUCUUUGAGUCAAUAAAGUACAAGUAACGCUGAAAUAAAGCAGAGUAAUUUAAAUACUUUUCAGAAAUGAAUAAGGGGCUAGGUAAAGUUUUUUCCCCUUUUUUAUCCUGGCACUUAUCUUCUGCAAACUGAAUUUCUCAAAAGUAUGUAUUAUUUUUCUACAGACCUAAACGCAAAAAUUUUCAUACGUCGCUUAAUUAAAGAAACGUGAUUUCUUGGAAUGACCAAUUAAAUUUGAGUUUGAACAUGCACAAAAUUGAGGAUCCUGUAAUGUUUCUGGUUAACACAUUGAUUCUUCCUCUGUGUCUGUAUGUCAUUUCAUAUCACAUUCCUUUUUUUCUUACAUGAAAAAAAAAUUUUUUUUAUUAACGCAUUCUGUAUAAUAACAAAUAAACGGCUUGUACUGGCGUUCAAUUCCAGGCUUGUAUUUCAGUCCAAAUGUUAAUUUAUUACUUCAGUAUGAAUGUAACUUAUACAUAAUAAUGAAACAGACGUAA
Stegodyphus dumicola is the source of this 4960-nucleotide messenger RNA. RefSeq names its product neuropeptide SIFamide receptor pseudogene. The record is from RefSeq and is a predicted model, not a curated record. Lineage: Eukaryota; Metazoa; Arthropoda; Arachnida; Araneae; Eresidae.